AUGUUUCCAUUUAAAAUUCUACUUUCUUGGUUUGUGAUUCUUAUUAUAGAUCUCCCUUCGACAUUUCAAAGUCAACAUGAUUUAUUGGAAAAGAGACAUGUUCAACCAAAUGAUUUACAAUUCUAUAACCAAGGCUCAAGAUCGUCAUUAAGUUAUCUAUACCAAAAAAGAGAUGAAACAUUCAAUAUUCAACUGAAGAAAAAGAAAUAUAAAUUUCAUAAGCAUGAAGAUGAUGAUGAUCAUGCUCAUAACAGACAUUAUAUUGUUAAAGUAAAGGAGAAAAUGACUACUACUAUGUUAACUUCAAAAACGACUGAAUUUGCUGAUCGAGAAAUUCAAAAGAUUGCAGAUUCCAAAGAUGGUUGGCAAGUAAAUUUGGGAUUAUAUCUCGAUAAAGGUAUAGGAAAAGAAUUACUAGAUAGUUCUUCAUGUGAUUCAGAUAGUGAUGAAGGUAAAAAGAAAAAGUUUUUCAUUUUUGCUGAUGGUACUCCUGAUGGGAUUAAAGAAUUGGUUUCAAAUGAUAAUAUUGUUCACGUGCUUGAUAAAGGUAACACCACUAGUCUUUUCUUUGAUAAUUCAAGUAUGGCAAAUAAUUCUACAGAUAACUACACAGCUGCUCUUAAAAAUUUCAAGAUUAAAGAGUCAAGUAGUAAGAGUAUUAAAUAUGGUCUACUUCAAUUAUGUAUAUGGUUAAUGUUUAGCUUAAUAUAA
Molecule: messenger RNA, 711 nt
Organism: Candida tropicalis MYA-3404
Lineage: Eukaryota; Fungi; Ascomycota; Pichiomycetes; Serinales; Debaryomycetaceae
Gene: PGA19
Product: Pga19p
Exons: 1
Coding region: 1-711 (236 amino acids)
Source: RefSeq, a predicted model, not a curated record